AUGGCAGGCUUGAAAUUCUGUGCCAAUCUCAGCUUUAUGUUCCAAGAGAGCACUUCUCUGCUCGAAAGGUACGCUUUGGCCGCGAAAGCCGGUUUCAAAUGGGUCGAGUGCGCCUUUCCCUAUGACCAUCCCCUUGAGGAGGUGGUAGCAGCCAAAGAGGCGGCCGGCGUUCAACAGGCAUUGAUCAACAUUCACGUCGGCGAUGUGACAAAGGGUGAACUGGGCACAGCGGCCGAGCCUGGUCGCGAGGAGGACUUUAAGAAAAGUUUGCAGCUGGCCGUCGAUUAUGCUAAGGCGCUCAAAUGCAACAGGAUCCACAUCAUGUCUGGAAAGGUGGAGAAACCCACGGCCGAGAACUGGACCACUUACGAGCAGAAUAUUAGAUUCGCCACUUCCCUCUUGGCCCAAAAUGAAAUAGUUGCGCUCAUCGAACCGAUCAACAACAGGAGUGUGCCUCAAUACUUCAUGAACAAUUACGACAAAGCACUGCACCUGGUUAAGUCCGUCAACUCACCGAAUUUGAAAAUAAUGAUGGACAUUUUCCACCUUCAGCAGCUCAAAGGCAACUUGGCUCACAAUAUCAAAGAACUUCUACCUUUUGUUGGGCAUAUUCAAAUCGCGCAAGUGCCAGAUAGACAUGAGCCAGACUCUGAUGGGGAAAUCAACUACCAGUAUGUGCUGCAGCAGUUGGAGAAAAACGAAUACGACAAGUGGAUUGGCCUGGAAUACAAACCAAAAUCAGACACCCUGCACGGAUUGAAGUGGGUGAAUGACUUUGGCUACAGUCUGUGAUUUAAAGCGGCAAUAAAAUUAUUAAUUUCCUA
This is a messenger RNA of Cloeon dipterum, 824 nucleotides long. It is a transcript of the gene Gip, whose product is annotated as hydroxypyruvate isomerase-like protein Gip. The coding region runs from base 1 to 792 and encodes 263 amino acids. The transcript is spliced from 5 exons. NCBI's taxonomy places the organism in Eukaryota, Metazoa, Arthropoda, Insecta, Ephemeroptera, Baetidae. The record is from RefSeq and is a predicted model, not a curated record.